Mugil cephalus (flathead mullet) is the source of this 5895-nucleotide messenger RNA. RefSeq names its product muscleblind-like splicing regulator 2 (gene mbnl2). Bases 977 to 2131 code for a protein of 384 amino acids. Gene Ontology annotation, molecular function: metal ion binding. The transcript is spliced from 10 exons. NCBI's taxonomy places the organism in Eukaryota, Metazoa, Chordata, Actinopteri, Mugiliformes, Mugilidae. The record is from RefSeq and is a predicted model, not a curated record.
UUGCUUCCUACCCUAGCCUUAAAAGUAGUUAGCGAGCUAGCGAGUGGCAUCGCACGUCCGCUGGAAACCUCACUUCGAGAAAGCGGAAAAGUUUGCAGCCGAGCAGAAAUAGUGGCGAGCGUCGGUCGGAGACCGUCCCGUGCUCGGAACCGCGAGUCCCGAGCCGACCGAAGCAGGCGCCCUCGAGUAGCCCGUGCGGCGGCGGCGGCGGCGGCGGCGGCUGAAGUGCAGCUGGAUGUGACGGGCUCGUUCAUCAGACCACCGACAGGAAGUGCCUUGUGAGACGACGAAGAGCGUUUCCGACGAGACGCGGCGCAGACGCGAGCGAGCGCCACCCGACCCUGGGUUCGCCCUGAGUGAAGAGGGGGGGGGGAGCCGCUGCACCCGGUGGCCCGAGGCGCCAGAGCUCGGAGAGGGAGAAGACUUUUACGCAACGAGAAAGCCACGCAUGUUGUCGUGUCGUCCUAAACCGUGCCAUCGUACCUCGAAAUAGCACCACCUCUGCUCCCCAACAUCCCCCCCUUUGCGAAGCUGUUAUCCCACAUUCGGAGGACGUUUGGGGGACGUUGCUAAAUCAAGUAGGGCUGGUCUACAAGUAUGCCCCCUCUGCCUUGUCAGGGGUCCGCACCUGAGACUUACUGAUUGAUGAACAGUUAGACAUUUGACUGACAAACUCUGCAGCAGUGCAAUAGCGCAGUCCCAUGCUCAGGUCACAGAGACGUUGCCAGUCCAUUACCUCCAACCCCUAUCUGCAAGGACAAACAUCAUCCCCUGACCCGAAGCAGAUCAUUUUUAGCUACAUGUUCCACCGCUUUUAGUUGUUUUAUUUUUUUUAUUUUAUUUUAUUUUUUAUUUUUUUUGUUUUUACUGGAACACUCUGAUACUGAUCCCACCGAGGACCGAGGAUCGCCUCCCCCUCCCCGUUAAAAGCAAGCGGCCCCGCUCCACCCUAGCUUCCGCGGCCAGCGCUGUUGACAUGGCUCUGAACAUCGCCUCGAUACGGGACACAAAAUGGCUGACGCUGGAAGUGUGCCGGCAGUUUCAGAGGGGGACCUGUUCGCGCAGCGACGAAGAAUGCAAAUUUGCCCACCCGCCCAAAAGCUGCCAGGUGGAAAACGGGAGGGUGAUCGCCUGUUUUGACUCAUUAAAGGGCCGCUGCACGCGAGAGAACUGCAAAUACCUCCACCCGCCCGCUCACCUGAAGACCCAGCUGGAGAUCAACGGGAGGAACAACCUGAUCCAGCAGAAGACGGCGGCCGCCAUGUUGGCUCAGCAGAUGCAGUUCAUGAUUCCCGGCACCACCAUGCAGCCUGUGCAGACGUUUCCAGUCAGCCAGGGCUUGGGUUCCAGCGCGGGCCUGAGCUACACGCCGUACCUGACGCCCAUGUCCCACAGCAUGGGCCUGGUGCCCACGGACAUCCUGCCCAGCACCCCGGUCAUCGUCCCCGGCAGCCCGCCCGUCUCCGUGACCGCCGGCUCCUCCUCCAAUCAGAAGCUGCUGCGUACCGACAAGCUGGAGGUGUGCCGCGAGUUCCAGCGGGGCAACUGCGCCCGCGGCGAGACGGACUGCCGCUUCGCGCACCCGAGCGACAGCCCCAUGAUCGACACCAGCGACAACACGGUCACCGUGUGCAUGGACUACAUCAAGAGCCGCUGCUCGCGCGAGAAGUGCAAGUACUUCCACCCGCCGGCCCACCUGCAGGCCAAGAUCAAGGCCGCGCAGCACCAGGCCAACCAGACGGCCGUGGCCGCGCAAGCCGCCGCCACGGCCGCAGCCAUGACUCAGUCGACUGCCAAAGCAAUGAAGCGACCCCUCGAGGCAACUGUAGACCUGGCGUUCCCCCACGGCGUCCUCCAGCCCCUACCAAAGAGACAAGCACUCGAGAAGAGCAACGGAGCCAGCUCCCUGUUCAACCCCAGUGUUUUGCACUACCAGCAGGCGCUCGCUAACGCACAGCUCCAGCAGCCCGCUUUCUUUCCCACAGGGUCAGUCUUGUGCAUGACUCCUGCUAGCAGUCUUGUCCCAAUGAUGUACAGUGCUACGCCUGCUACUGUCUCUGCAGCAACAACUCCUGCCACAAGUGUCCCCUACGCAGCAACAGCACCAGCCAAUCAGAUCAUCCUGAAGUAAGGAAGGGAACGGAGUGUCACGAAGCUGCACUAGCAAACCCAAAACAGCCCCUCUGUAAAUACUACCUUACCUCUCCCAUAGAGGUCCAGCAACCUGCAUGCUAAGAGUGUAACACUUCAAUUUAACCGUAAGAACUGCAGUGCCGGUGUAACACACACACACACAGAAAAUAAUAAUAAUAAUAAUAAUAAUAAUAAAAAAGAUAUAUACUGUAUGUAUUGCUAGGAGAAAAAAACUAUUAACAUGAAAAAGUCAAAAAUAUUCUUAUGUGUAGUACAUACAUAGCAGACAGACGUACUAUAGAGGUCAUUUUACCAGAUACAGUGGAUCCCCCCUCUUUCUUUUGCGUAUUUAUUCUAAACAAAAAAAAAAAAAAAAAAAUCCUCUGCACAAUGUUCAUCCCUUCGGUUGAAAGAGGUGUUUGAUUUGCACUGUACGAGAGGUGCACAGGAAGCCCACGCACAGCCACACCUACGCACUUUUCGUUAUUUCGGGAGGGUUUCUUCGAAUGUCCUCGACCUCUCACCUGCCCCGAAGAUGCCAUGUUGAAGCUCAUCCUCCCUCCUCCCUCCUCCCUCCUCCUCCGCCAACUUUUCAUCUCCGGAAACAUCUUGCCAAAGUUGGAAGAGGUCAACGGGGGUCAACCUGCCAGUGAGCAGAGCCACAUUUUAAUUUUAUUUUUUUUGUUUUUUUUUUUGUUUUUUGCCAUUGCCCACACUGCAAACACACACCCUUUAUUUAUUGUGGUGCUGGGUUCUUUGUCCGGGAGUGUGAUAAGAUUGCGCACGGGUUUUUCGCAUGCAGUCGGGACAGGAGGAGAUAGUCGUGGCCAUUACUGAAAAAAGCCUAAAGGCUCGAGACGGUGCCAAGGGCUCAACGAAGCUUGAGGGUUUUUGUUCCAAGCCUUCUGUGUGUGCGCGCGCGUGUGUUUCGUAGACUGAUGGUCUGCCGGCAGACUGGGACUUGAAGCGAGGUCUAGCAGGUGAUGGCAACACCAGAGUUUUUAAACGGAGGGAGCGGGAGAGAUUUAAGUGCUAAGACUUUAAGAAAAAAAAAAUAAAAAAUUAAAAAAAAGGUGCAUUUGACGACGCUCGUCAAGCAAAAAGAUGACUUGAACUUCGACUGGAGGGCUAUCUGUGACCGUCGGUUGUCCUGUCCAACCCUACUAUCACCGAUAAUCCUGUUCCAUUUUAGAAAACUGUAGAAGUGCCUAAAAGAAAAAGAAAAAAAAUUUUUGCUCAUCAACUACACACACACAUCCUGAGUGUAUCACUAAAAAGUUACACGACAAACACACUGGCUGUCGGAAGCGGACUUUUUACAGGAGAGGAGACGAGCGGUUUUUCCGCUCGCUCGUUAACAUCACAAGUGACUUUAACCGAGAAGAAAUUCAAGAAACGACAAAUCAAAAAAAAAAAAAUUUAAAAAUCAAAAAUAUUCAAAUAAAAAAUAGCUUUGUAGAAUGUUUGGUGACUUUCACGGUGUACCAUCGUUUCUUACCACAGUUUGAGUAGUUUACAUGAGGAACGUGAGUGAGAAAAAAAAACAAUGUAUUGUAAACUGUGUAAUGUAUGUAAAGUGUCUCUUAUUUUGAGAGUUUAUAUUCAUGGUUCUAGAAAUGUAUUCAGAGUUAUUUAAAAAAAAAAAAAUUUGUGUUGUGUCUCCUAUCGAGGUAUGUUUGAACUCCCCCCAAAACCCCUCCACCAACCUCCUCGAACAAUCAUUUAUUUUUAAGCCAACUUAUUUUACUUUUAUUUCUUAAUUUUAAUAGCAACGUGUGUGUGUGUGUUUUAACUCACCAUACUAAAGAAAAUUUUUGAAAAAAUCCUGAUGUAAUUUCAUGGUGCUUGAUUAACAUCGACAAUCCACAAUCAUCAUUGGUUUCGCUCACGUCGUUCCUUGCAUUAUGAUUUGUUUGUAAUAUUUGUGGAAGGUGGUAAAAGUUCUAUUUUGUUGUAAUUUAUCUUAUUUUACUCCUGGUCAAAUUUUAGUCAAAAAACUAAAACAAAAAAAACAAACAAAAAAAAUUUAAAAAAAGAAACAAUGUUGUAAACUAUUCUAUUUUGAAAUGAAUGUAAUUUAUUGAACUGUGCUACGUUCUGCACAGUUGGUCAUUUCAAGGUCUAACCUGUCAGGUCAGCGGAUGAGGGGAGGGCGGGGCAAAGGGGGCGGGGUUUAAAAGUCCACCCACCAAUAGAAAGCUACAGGAUCUUUCUUGCCUUCUCAUCGAUACAACAAAAACAACAAAAAAAAAGAGAUCAUCGCAGUAAUGAGCAUAGUUAUAGAGUUGCUUGUGUUGUUGGGGGAAAUAAAAAAAAUGUUUAUUGUAUAGAUGACAUUUUACCAAAAAAAGCAAAGAAAAAUUCAAAAAAGAUGUACUUUUCACUCUAGUAUAAUAGUAUUUCAUAACAAUAUUAAGUUGUUGCUGUGGCAACCAAAUGUUGCAAAUUACUAAAGGUCGGUAUUUUUGUAAAUUACAUGGUUAAGUUGAUUUUUUUUUGUUUUUUUGUUUUGUUUUUUUUUGCUAGAACACUGUACACAAGGUAGAUUGUAAAGAACAUUUCUUAUUCUUCACUGAGAUUAUGACCUAAUAUUUUCAUUAGCAAAACAACAGCCUCUAUAGCGCUGUGAUUGUAACACUUAUAGAUUUAAAGUCAUCAAUGUUACAUAGAUUACAUAUAAAUAUAUAUAAAUAUUUAUAUAUAUGAAAUGAAUAAUCUAUAAAUUAAUAGGAUGUGCGACUCUUCCCCUGACAAAGGACCUUUAGGUUCCACACGGACAUUUUAUUCGAUAUGUAUCACUAGACUUUAGGACUGCACUUUCAUAUUGUUUCAAAGAUGUGUUUUAUCCUUUAAGGGUUUAUUAGUCCAGUAAAUCUGUUCAUCACUCAAAAAGCAGAUACUACCGGUAAAUACUUCAACAAGUUGCAUGGGAAAAAAAACAACAAUAUUUUCCUUUUCUUAUUAAAUGAUACUGAAUGUUUCUAGUGAGAGAAAAAAAAAAUGUCUGUACACAAGAUGUCCUCAUUCGGUGACCCCACAUCGCCCUCGUGUAUGGAAUCCUCUUGAGGUGUAAUGCUUUCUUUUCUUCUUCUUCUUUUUGUUUUACAUGUGCUCGCAGUGAUUGACUGAUGGUUAAAAAGACAAGCACUUUCUGAGCAGUUGGUCAACUGAGCAGACUCAGCUUAUCCAAACACUUUGCCUUAUCUUGAGUCCAUCGUGCUUAAGGUUUUAUGUUUUUAAGAGCUCUUAUGAAAUUUUAUCUGAGAGACUUUAUCUGGUCUCAGAUCCCUUCAGAGUUUCAUUUCAAAUAUGUAUCUUUAUAUCUGAAAACAUUUUUUUUUUUUUUUUUUUUAAAUGUGUGCAUCACAAGGCCAAAAGAAGUAACUGCAACAGUCACUCAUGUUUACUUCUGGUCUCCCCAAAUCUGUAGUGAGAUAUUUUUUUUGUCCCGUUGACUUAAAAACUGUUUGGAGGGUGUAGUUCACUGCUGUAGCCAGCAGAAGGCGCUGCACUGGAGGCCACAGGUUUAUGAAGUGUGACUGCCUGUGACAGCAUUGUUGCAGUGGACCUUACCAACAAAGUAAAGGCAUGAUUUGACAGGCAGACCCUCACCGGAUUUAUAGUUUCAGUGUAAUCAUUUUUAAAUGUAUUCUUUUUGCAUAUAUUUUGUGCUAUUUUAUGUUUCUAUAGUCAAAUGUUUCUUUGGUUCCAGCAAGGUAGUGUAAAAUCUAUUGAAAGAAAGAAAUAAAGAAAAUCAAAGGA